This is a messenger RNA of Oikopleura dioica, 513 nucleotides long. The record is from the annotation of a GenBank genome assembly. Lineage: Eukaryota; Metazoa; Chordata; Appendicularia; Copelata; Oikopleuridae.
AUGGGAAGAUCAAGAUAUUCGAGUGGGUAUACUGGUUACACAAGAUCCGGAUAUGGUCGAUCCUCCCGAUACGUUCGCGCUCCAGAGGGAGCUCCCCAACCUAAUCGAGUCGUUAGAAUCUCCUCUGGAAGAGACUACGGUAGGCAACGAAGAUACAAGGACGUUUAUCACAAUCUUGAGCUUUCAAUGAGGGAUCUUUAUUACGGCGUCACAUGUCCUGUCGUUAUGUCAAUAAGAACUUACAGAAGAAGCGGGCGUUUUGAAAACGUCGAUCGCGAAUUCCUCGUCAAUGUUCAAGCAGGAUCUGACGAUGGGGACCAAAUCAUUUUCGAACACGAUGGCGACGAAAAAUAUCGUUAUGCUCCUGGCCACGUGAUUUUCGCCAUACGAGCACUUCCUGCUACUUCUUGGACGAGGACGGGAGAUCAAUUAGAAGUCAACAUUCUGAUUGAUAGAAAUUGGGCUCGAUUCGGACAGCCUUUUGAAUACAGACAUUUGACAGGAACGCGCUAG